Molecule: messenger RNA, 1329 nt
Organism: Anopheles arabiensis
Lineage: Eukaryota; Metazoa; Arthropoda; Insecta; Diptera; Culicidae
Exons: 2
Coding region: 91-1218 (375 amino acids)
Source: RefSeq, a predicted model, not a curated record
UACGGUUCGAGCAGCUGUCUAUUUUUUGGCAGCUGGGCAAAACAGAGUCGCCCUUUUGUGCGGCAAAAACCAGUUGCCCAGAAACACAAAAUGAACCAGUCGUCGCCGCUUGAACAAAUUCGCAUCCAGAAACGGUACGAGCUAAAAUGGGGCCAAAAGACGCACCGCAAAAAGGAGCUCGACCGCAACCGGGCCGGUCUGGGCGAGCUGGAACACUCGAUCGGUGUGAUCGAGCACAUUACGGAGCAGGAAAUCAAGGGACUGGCGGGUCGUAUCAAGCGCCGAAAGCGCUGCGAUCCGUUGGACCUGGUGCGGCUUAGCUACGGGUUCCAGCAGAGCCGGGAAAACAUUGCCCACUUUAUCCGCACCACCGGUGCGAUCAACGUGAUAGUGAAGGAGCUGACCGGGCACGACUACAACCUGCAACUGCUGGCGGCCGAGUGUCUGUGCAAUCUGUCGCUCGGGGACGAUGUGUGCUGCGAAAAGAUAGCCAACUUUGCCGGCACCUACCUGAUAGCGCUGGCGGAAAAUCCCAACUGUCGGCCAUUGCAGGAGACGUGCUUUUGGACGCUGCAAAACAUCGUCGGCUCGAGCCCGAAAGGAAGCAAGCUGCUGUUCUCGCAGGGGCUGGUGGUGGUGCUGGUCCGAUUGCUGUCGUCGGUGACCGAGCAGGAAGCGGCGGAUGAUAUUAUUUUAACGUUAGAAUUAGCACUCAACUACGAGCAGGAAAUUGAACCUGCAACACUCACACAAAUCGUGCAAUGCUUCGUCGGAAGGCAGCUGCAUCCAAGCAGUCUCCGAUUGCUGUACAAAUGUUACGGUCUAUCCAGCUCGGAGCUAGUCUGUCAUGACUCGUCGUCGUCGAUUAUUCGGCAAUGUCUGGACUUUCUCUUCAGCGUACACGACCUUCAUCUUCCAACACACGCGGCCUCUAUUCUACUCUCGAUACGUAUACUUGCUUACCAGGCUUCCGCCGGCACACGGCAGGUGGAAGAAAUCCUUCGCUAUCAGCUGCAGAAGAGCGUGCUGAAGCUUUCACUGCUCUUUAACGACUGUGCCAAGGAGGAGAUGCUUCCCGUGUGCAAGGAAUUCCUGUGGCUGCUGGGACAGCUCCAUAGCAACGGAGGUGCCUGUGCAACCACGGCGGAACUGUUGCAAGCGUAUCUCGCCUAUGACAACUUCGUUGAAGCAAUUUGCGUACCAAAAGCGUUGCUUUGAACGACCCCUUGGGAAACGAAUCGUUUCCCUCUUCUGUUGUGUAGAAAUUAAUUAUGAACUAUUGAACUAUUGAACUGUGAAAUUAAACACGUAUGAAAAUGUUAAUUGAAA